Messenger RNA from Exophiala bonariae, 1743 nucleotides. RefSeq lists its product as uncharacterized. Gene Ontology annotation, cellular component: plasma membrane. Gene Ontology annotation, biological process: transmembrane transport. The transcript has 2 exons. NCBI's taxonomy places the organism in Eukaryota, Fungi, Ascomycota, Eurotiomycetes, Chaetothyriales, Herpotrichiellaceae. The record is from RefSeq and is a predicted model, not a curated record. The coding region runs from base 1 to 1743 and encodes 580 amino acids. Gene Ontology annotation, molecular function: transmembrane transporter activity.
AUGACUAUGCGCUCACAUGUCGGUCAUCUAACAACCUCCAACCCGUCAGAGACCACCUUGACCCCAUACAACAAUGAGCCCCCACGAGACAAACCAGCCGCUGACAUGGAAAAUUCUGCUGCUCGUAUGUCUGUAGGACGUACCGUUAUUGUCAUGCUAUCACUUUCUCUUGCCUUGUUCCUUUCAGCACUCGAUAUCACCAUAAUAGCCACCGCAUUACCUACCAUAGCCACUCAUUUCGAAGCAUCAUCGGCCGACUAUACGUGGGUUGGAAGUUCUUACCUGAUUGCAGCAGCGGCCGCGACACCCCUGUGGGGUGCUUUCAGCAACAUCUGGGGACGAAAGCCUUUACUUUUACUCGCAAACAUCAUUUUCAUUGCGGGGAGCCUUGUCGCAGCAUUGAGCCAUGAUAUCCGGAUGCUCAUUGGUGGGAGAAUUGUGCAGGGAGUCGGUGGGGGUGGGUUGUUGGCUCUCGUCAAUAUCUGUGUUUCAGAUUUAUUCAGUUUACGUGAUCGCCCAAAGUAUUACGGCAUCUUCGGCAUGGUCUGGGCCGUUGCUGGAGGCGUUGGACCGAUCAUUGGAGGCGCCUUUACGGAGAAAUUGAGUUGGAGGUGGUGCUUUUACAUCAACCUACCACUGGAUGGGGUCUCUUUAAUCUCACUAACCUUCUUCCUCAAGUUGGACACCCCAAGAACCAAGAUUUGGGACGGCAUGAAAGCCAUCGAUUGGUCAGGUGUUGUGCUCAUCAUCGGCGCUGUCAUCAUGUUCCUUCUGGGCAUCGAGUCUGGAGGAAACUCCCAUCCUUGGACUUCCGCUUAUACUUUAUGUCUGAUCAUAUUUGGAGUUUUUGCCUUCUCACUCUUCCUUUUCAACGAAGCUAAACUCGCAAAAUACCCGACAAUACCUAUUCGCCUUUUCAAGAUCCGAUCCAAUCUUGGGGCCUAUGGUGUCAUCCUCAUACACGGAAUAGUCUUUAUAUCGGCUAGUUACUACCUCCCACUAUACUUCCAAACUGUAUUAGGUACAUCAUCACUCAUGAGUGGUGUAUAUCUUCUGCCUUUUGUCCUGAGUCUGUCUCUAGCUACCAUAAUCUGUGGUGGACUCAUCAAGAAAACGGGACGGUUUAGAGAACCAAUUUGGUUGGGUGUCGCCCUCAUGACGCUGGGUUAUGGCUUGUUGAUCAACCUCGGCUCGACCACAAAUUGGCCGAGACUUAUCAUCUAUCAAAUGAUUGUCGGCUUUGGGAGCGGGCUUAAUAUUCAGAGCCCAUUGAUUGCACUUCAAAGCCACACGAAGCGACAUGAUGUCGCAAUCGCCACCUCUACUUAUGGCUUUAUCCGAACAUUGGCCACAGGUAUUUCUAUUGUCAUCGGAGGCACUAUCGCCCAAAGUGAAUUGACGAAGAAAAGAGCCAUGUUGCAAGAGAGACUCGGGCCUGAACAUACAUCCCAAGUCCUAGGUGCUGGAUUCGGUACCAACGUUCAUUUCAUCCAACAACUUCCCUCCGGACAACGGGAAUUUGUUAACGAGGCGUAUACGCAAAGCCUUCGAACGAUGUGGAUCUUCUACACUGCUCUAUCAGCUGUGGCUAUCAUACCUAGUCUGCUGAUCAAGAAGGCAACCUUGAGUACCGAGCACGAGAUUGUGAAAACAGGGGUGGAGGAGCAAGAAAGAGUUAGACAAGAAGAACUAAGGGAGAAGGAAGAGAAGAAAGCAGGGGCAUCGCGAAUAGGUAUCAAAUAA